AUGAAGUUCGGGAAGAGCAUAUGCGUGCUUAAUGUGGGGGGAACCCGGUACGCCUUCACUCGUGAGGUGAUCAGGGAUUUCCCACUCCGACGCGUCAGCCGCUUACAUGCCUGCGCGACCGAGAAAGAGGUCCUAGAAUUGUGCGACGACUACGACCGGGACCGGAACGAGUUCUUCUUCGACCGCCAUGCGCAAGCUUUCGUGUUCAUAAUGCUGUACGUGCGCUCCGGCAAACUCCGGUUUGUCCCCGGAGUCUGCGAGCUAUCCUUCUACACCGAGAUGCUGUACUGGGGGCUGGAGACCGCGCACCUGGACUCCUGCUGCCAGAAGCGCCUGGACGAGAGGAUGUCCGACAUCGGGAUGGACAGUCUCUCAGAGGGGGACAUCGUACUGUCCGGGGAUGAGUGCCUGACUCCGGAGGAGACGGUGCAACAGAUUGAGCUCACAGGACGCGCCAAAUGGCUGGAGAGGAUGCGCAAAACCUUCGAGGAUCCUAAUUCUUCCCUGGCGGCGCAGCUUCUGGCUUCGGUGUCCGUGAUUUUCGUGAUUGUUUCUAUGAUCAUGCUGUGUGCCAGCACGCUGCCGGACUGGGAUACGGCUAAGAAGACUACCGUGGAAGAGCACAGGAUAGUGGAGGCCGUGUGCAUCGGCUGGUUUACAGCUGAGUGCAUUGUGCGCUUUCUGUUGGCCAGAGACAAGUGCGACUUCAUCCGCCAUCCGCUGAACAUCAUCGACGCGAUUGCCAUUACCCCCUACUAUGUCACCAUGGCAAUGGCCGGAGCUGGGAUGCCGGGUGCCGGGCUCGGGGUCGCUGGAGUGAUACUGCGCGUGCUGAGGAUGAUGAGAGUGUUCUGGCUCAUGAAGCUGGCCAGACACUUCCUGGGCCUGCAGACUCUGGGGCUGACGCUCAGGCGCUGCUACAGGGAGAUGGUGAUGCUCAUGGUGUUUGUCUUCGUGGCCAUGGCGAUAUACAGCGCCCUGGCACAGCUGCUGGAGCACGGCUUGGACUUGGACUCGCAGAACCAGGAUUACGCCAGCAUCCCGGCCGCCGCCUGGUGGGUCAUCAUCUCCAUGACUACAGUAGGGUACGGGGAUGUGUAUCCUGUGACGACUGGGGGACGAGUUCUCGGAGGGAUGUGUGUUGUGAGCGGGAUUGUUCUCCUGGCUCUGCCCAUCACUUUCAUCUACCACAGCUUUGUUCAGUGCUACCACGAACUGAAGGUCCGCUCCGCUAGAUACGCACGAAACGUGUCUUCAGAGAUGCUGCAGUGAACCAAAUCAGACGCAAACACAGCGAACCAGGGGAUCUCCUUGUGAAAUAACCAACUAUGUGAACUGCUCUGUCUCCUGGCUUUGGCACACUGCAAAAACACAAAGUCUUAUCAAGUGUUUUUGUUUUGUUUCCAGUGCAAAUAUUUCAAAAGACAACUAACUUACAAGUAACUUUUCAUUCAGAUCUAGGAGCUUGUUAUAAGACAAUAAUUCUCUAAAAUUGAUUUUUAAAAAAGUACAAGUUCCAUUGGCACAUUAUUGAAUUUAUAACAUGAACAAAUUGUCUUAUUAUGAGUGAGAAAAUCUGUCAGUAGAACCAGUACUGUUUAUUUACUUAAACCCAAUCCAAUAUCUUAAUGAAAGGGUACUUGUAAGUCAGUUUCAUCUGACUUCAAGUGUACAAAUAUUUUUCUCUAGAGGCUACGCACAAAAAAAAAAGUUGUAAGAUGUGUUUUUGCAGUGCAGCAUUCAAUAUUGGCUGGGGGCCAAAACUGGCUAAUUUAAACCACUCAAAGCAUACAAAAUCCAUUAAAUUAAAGAUGUAAAAUGUAGUUAAUUGUGACUUUUUCUUUUACCUAUACUUUUUUUUAAGGAAAUCUGUAAAUCAUUAGAGAUACAAAACAUAUACAGGGUUUCAGAUUGUUGCCUUAUUGACAGAAAAAUCUUUUUUUUUUUUGGAUAAUCAAUUCUUUUCUGUUUUGUUUGACAAAUCUGAACCUUUCUUGAGGCCACAAGUGGCCCCCAGGCCACACUUUGGACACCCUUCCUCCACAUAGCCCCUGUCUCCAGCAGAACCGAUUAUAACUGACCAGCAAACAAAGUGAAGUAAUCAGUAUCUUACCUGCAGAUAGGCAGAGAGGUUCAGAGUACAAAUUUUCAAAAUAAAAGUCAAAAGGUAUCCCUUUUUCCUGUUUUUGUUUUUUGUGCAUUUAAAUCUCUCAGAUCCUAAAAAUAAUUUUAAUUUAAAAGAUAACCUGAAUGCAAAAAAAAAUGUUUUCUAACAGGGUGAGAGAAUUAUCUACAGUAUACUCACACCCCAUAAACCUAAAACUUAGUCCUUGGCAGCAACAACUCCAUCACAUUAAUUGACGAUGAGUCUCUAAUAUUGCUUUGAGGGAAUUUUGAAUUAUGUACUUCCUGUUUAUGUUCAGCAUCUCAGUCAGAUUUAAGUCUAAACUUUGACUAGGCCACUUACAAUCAUACUGCCACCACCAUGUUUGACUGCUAAUAUGAUGUUCUUUUUCUCAGAUUCUCCGUUAGUUUUACAGCAGGUGUAAUAGGAUGUACACCUUUCUAAAAGUAUUUCUUUGAACAUCUCAAUCCCCAGAUUUUUUGGUUUAUUUUUCUACAUUUUUUUGGAGAUCAUGAGGAGAUCAUAGUUUUUGUUUCUUUAGCUGUUUUUCUUCAUCAGUGAUUUUACCAUCUUAUUCGUUUCUUUCUUAUUGUUGAAUCAUGGAUUCUGACUGUAGCUGAAGCAAGUGGAAAUAAAUUUUUCUCACCUGCCCAGGUUUGUUUUGAUAGAUUAUUUCCCCGAUAAAUUUGUUAUUUCUUAUUUUAAUCAGCUUAUCUUUGUUAAAAAUAGUUUGAAGACAUAAAUUGUUGUUUUUCCAACUUAUGUUUGUAAAGCUAUGUAGUAAAAAAAAAAAAAGAACAGCAAUAUUUUUGGUUUAUUUAGCCUGCCAUACAGAACAAAAAUGGGCGUUCAUUUUAUAAAGUCAUAUUUUCACCAUGUCAUUCAUGCAUUCAUAAGUAUCAUCCCAAACUAAAUAUUUAAUUCACAAGGUAAAUGUUUAGCUUGGCCCGAAAUAUUUAGGUCAAAGCAAAAUAGUUCAGAUUAGGAAAUAAAUAUUUUGUUUAGAAAAUAAACAUUCAUGUUUAUUUUCUAAAUAAACCUUAUUCAACAAUAAGGUUUGUGUUAAUUAGCUAACACAAAUUAAUAUUUAAUUUUCAGGUCAAUGUUUAGCUUGUAAACUAAAUUAAUUAAUUGCAUUAGUUUCUCAAGCUAAACGCUUGGUUGAUGAAUUAAAUAUUAAAUUAGGAACUAAGACAUUCAUAAACAUAUGAAUGACAUGGUUAAAAUAUGAUUGAAAAAUUAACUCAACUUUUGUCUCUAUGACAUGCUAAAUACAUCAUAAUAUUGCUGUUAAUUUUUUACUGUGUACCUUACAAACUGCACCCCACUAUAAUCUUAUAAUCUGGUAAACAGAUUAUAUGUCAUCAUUUCUGAAGAAAGUAUCUGAGGAAUGUCCCACCUCAUCCCGGCGUGAAUUAUAUCCUAAAUUAUAUUUCCUGCCAAGUAUGGUUGAUGUAAAAAGUGGAAGUAAGGACGUUUUAAAGGCUGAAACGACGUCCCGAAGCAGCCCCAGUUUGACCAGUACUGGCCUAUAAUCCUGUGGUAGAGUCUCCAUGUUCCUCCAACCUCACUUGAUGAUUUCUGUCUUCUGCAGGUAAGCUACAGCCUACUAAUACCUACUUCAAAGAGCUCGUGCUUCACCACCUGGCGUGUACCUUUAAAAGCACAGCGUGCAGAUAAACACACACAGAAUUAUUUAUUAGAGACACACAAGUAAAGCCAAUCCCAUUUUAUCUAUGGUUGCUGUUUACACUGUGUCCCCAUGGUUACAGAUCAGGCAGAAAUGGCUGCAUCGGUGUGUGUGUAUGCGCGUGUGUUUGUUUGUCUGGCUGUUGGCCGCUCACUUUUUCAGAGAUUUAAACCCAGAUGGAGCAAGUUACACAAGAAUGAUGUGUGACCUAGAUGCAUUCUGUGAGACCGGUGUGAAAUAAGGAGAGAGGCGCGAACAAAUGCGAGGGGUUACACAGAGGACUCAGAGUGUUAGAUGAGCUUUAAGCCAAGAAUAAUGAAAUAUGGGUUUGGGUCAGAAGGGACCUCAAAGUGGCAGACAAUAAAACAGACACAGAUACAACAGGACAGAUGGAGUCUGAGAUGGAGGAUGAAAAAAAUACUGCAAGAAAAAAAAAAAAAGACAAAGCCCAAGCACAAAGAAGGAAAAGCUGCUUCUUUAUUUGUGAGUGAAUGUGAGGCAUUUUGUGUUUCUCAGUCUCCAAGGCAACCUCAUCCUCCAACAUGCCAAUCAUUAUGGUGGUUGAUUUCUGUGCACGCAAAUAGACUGCAUCCACGCACACCUCCUGGAUGGUGCUCAACAGCUUUGUCCUGGGAUUUUUGUGGAGAAUCACAACACAAAUCGAGAUAAAACUGAGAGCAAAAAAAGAAACGUGUGUUUGAAAAAAAAAAAAGAUCAUCCAGGGCUGCCACAAAUGAUGGUUCUGACAUUGAUACAUUGAUAACUCAUGCAUGUUUGUGGCGUUCUUUGCCAAGAUGAUGCGAUUUAUUGAACAGACACAUGAUCUAAACAAGUCAACACCUCUCCCACACAACAGUCUUGCUCUACAUCUCUUCUCCUUUUCCUCCCCCCUUUAUUACACAUCAAUUUGACUCUUUUUUUUUUCUUCAAAUAAAUCAAAUGUUGAAGUUAAUCUAUGUGUUUCCAGCACUGUUUUAGAGGUCUGUAUUAGUUUAGAGUGUGUUUGUCACUUUAAAUAUUCUUGUUGUUCUUUCUGUGCUUUUUAAGUUCAGCAGAUGUCUUAAAAUGAAAUUGAAUAUUUCAUUAGCUGAGUUCUGACAUAAAUCAUGCAGCUUUUGUUUUCAAGAAAGAACAUUUUGAUUGAAACCCUCAAUCAGACAUUUUUCAUCGGUACUCAUGAUAAAUGUGAUCAGUGUUUGAGCUUCUCUAAUAAAACCUCUGAUAUGUAGAA
Molecule: messenger RNA, 5046 nt
Organism: Xiphophorus couchianus (Monterrey platyfish)
Lineage: Eukaryota; Metazoa; Chordata; Actinopteri; Cyprinodontiformes; Poeciliidae
Gene: kcng3
Product: potassium voltage-gated channel, subfamily G, member 3
Exons: 2
Coding region: 1-1272 (423 amino acids)
Biological process (GO): action potential; potassium ion transmembrane transport; protein homooligomerization
Cellular component (GO): voltage-gated potassium channel complex; membrane
Molecular function (GO): delayed rectifier potassium channel activity; protein binding
Source: RefSeq, a predicted model, not a curated record